AUACCGCGCUUUAGAGUUUAGAUGCUAUCCCACGCCCCGCUCCACCAUUUCGUGAGCUGCUGCAGCCGCAACCUCCUCCUGCUCGCCCGGCCCGCCCACCGCCGCCUAUUUGCCGCCUCCGCCCCGGGAUCCGAACCGGCCGAUCUCUGGAUCGCGAAGGUAGUCUCUACCAUCUUCCAACGCGCCCCCACUCAUGCCGCUGCCGCCGCCCGCCUCUCCCCCCUUCGGCCUGUCCUGUCCCCUUCCAUCGUCUUCACGUCCCUACGUCGCCUCCCGGAUUCCAGCUCUGCCCUUGGCUUCUUCUACCUUAGCCGCUCGGACCUCGCCGUCGUCCACCUUCCCCAAACUUUUACAUUCCUGAUCUCCUGCCUCUGCCGGUCUGGCCUACAUGAGGACGCUGUGAAGUUGUUCGACGAAAUGGCGAGGGACGGUCACACUGUGGAUGAUUCCUUCGUGGAGUUUCUAGCUAAUUCCUGUUUUGAAGCUGGUAAAUUGGACCUUGCCACUGCCUUCCUUGCUGCGGUUUCCAAGUACGGAUAUCGUUUCCAAUCCUACACCUUUAACAAGUUCUUAACUUCUCUAGUUCGGAGAGACCGAGUUGGUGAUGCCGUUCUUUUUCUAAGACAGAAUUUAGGUUCUCAGUUUCUAGCUGUCGAUACAUGUAGCUUCAAUAUAAUCAUAAAGGGCCUUUGUAGAAUUGGCGACUUGGAUACUGCAUUAGAGUUUUUCAAUCAGAUGCAAAGAUCUUGCUGUGUGCCAGAUAUAGUUACUUAUAACAUUCUUAUUGAUGGACUCUGUAAAGCUGAUCAGGUUGAUAGAGGGCACGAGAUUUUGCAGAAAAUUCAAUUGGAUAGUGCAUGUGUGCCGAACGUGGUCACAUACACAUCUAUCAUUUCUGGUUAUUGCAAAAUUGGCAAGAUGGAAGAGGCAUAUGAGGUUUUCGAUGAUAUGAUCGGUGCCGGAGUUAAACCCAGCAGGGUUACAUUCAAUGUCCUUAUCAAUGGGUAUGGUAAGCUGGGGAACAUGCCAUUGGCAAUUUCUUUGUAUGAGAGAAUGUUAAUUUGCGGUUGUCCUCCUGAUGUUGUUACUUUUACUUCAUUGAUCAAUGGGUAUUGCAGAAGUGGACAGCUUGAUGAUGCAAUGAAGAUCUGGGAUGAGAUGAAUCAAAAGGAAGUAAAGCCCAACGGAUACACAUUUGCUGUUGUUAUACAUUGUUUGUGCCGGAAGAACAAAGUUGGUGAUGCGAGGAAUCUUCUGAAGGUACUGAGCAGGAGGAGAGAUGUCGUGCCACAAGCCUUCAUUUACAACCCUGUCAUCGAUGGGCUUUGUAAGUCCGGCAACGUGGAUGAGGCCAAUUCAGUUCUACUAGAAAUGGAGGAAAGGAGGUGCACUCCAGACAAAUAUACUUAUACUAUACUGAUCAUUGGACACUGCAUGAAGGGGCGAAUGUUUGAAGCUGUAGAAAUUUUCCAGAAAAUGGUCGAUUCAGGAUGUACUCCAGAUAGAAUAACGGUUGAUUUUUUCGUACCGUGUCUUUUGAAGUCUGGAUUUCCCCAUGAAAUCAACAAGAUAAAAUCUUUCAUCUCUGGAAGGAGUUCAAAUUUUGAGAUACCAGAUCUUCAGGACAUUCAUCUACCCAUUGGUAAAUGCUUGGAUAUUUCAGUAGCUAUUUAAUUAAUAAGGGUAUCAUGAUCAUCACAGAGCAGGGCCUUUUAAAGGACACAAUAGAGAAAUCCAACCUAUUGAAUUGAAAGUUAAACCAUUCAUUGCGGUAUCCCUAUGACCACAAAGCUUUGCCACUGUUUUCUCAAAAAAAUGAAGAUUUUUGAUAGAGGUGCAGGUAGGCAGCACGGUGUCACUGCCUGCCACUUUUUGUGCUUCUUUAGAAGCAUUAUGCAGCACAUAAUUUUAUGUUGAUGUUAUUGCUGUGAUCCAUGAACACAAUUGAGUUUCUAUUAAAUGGUUGAUUUGAAGCUCAGUGAAGAUAUUAACAAGAUAGAGAAUACUAAACAAGAUCUAUUCAACAUUUAUUAGGCCUGAUCUUGUUUCUUCAUAUACUAGUUAUAAUUGUUUAAAAUAAGUGUUUAGGUGAAGUUUUGCUACUUAUUCUGCCUUAUGUUUAGAAAUUUUGGCUGCUGGCAUUUUCAUUGCAAAGAAGAUGUGCACUUUUCUUCUUAUAAGAAACUUGUGUUUGAGAG
Zingiber officinale is the source of this 2198-nucleotide messenger RNA. Its product is annotated as pentatricopeptide repeat-containing protein At2g06000-like. The transcript has a single exon. Bases 22 to 1674 code for a protein of 550 amino acids. NCBI's taxonomy places the organism in Eukaryota, Viridiplantae, Streptophyta, Magnoliopsida, Zingiberales, Zingiberaceae. Gene Ontology annotation, molecular function: protein binding. The record is from RefSeq and is a predicted model, not a curated record.